This is a messenger RNA of Aspergillus caelatus, 2142 nucleotides long. RefSeq names its product L-Aspartase-like protein. The transcript is spliced from 2 exons. Gene Ontology annotation, molecular function: ammonia-lyase activity. Bases 1 to 2142 code for a protein of 713 amino acids. NCBI's taxonomy places the organism in Eukaryota, Fungi, Ascomycota, Eurotiomycetes, Eurotiales, Aspergillaceae. Gene Ontology annotation, cellular component: cytoplasm. The record is from RefSeq and is a predicted model, not a curated record. Gene Ontology annotation, biological process: L-phenylalanine catabolic process.
AUGGGAGAUCCUUCGACCCCGAUGGUAGGGAGCAUCUCUCUGCGAACAAAUUCUAUCCGCCAUGGCAAGAAGCAUUCAUACACUGCAUCUGUUUUAUCCUCCUGUCGUCAGCUACGUGGGUUGACAGAUGAGGGCAAGGGGGUGGUUCUCGAUGGACAAUCUUUGGAUCUUAGCUCUGUUUUUGCCGUUGCUCACAAUGGACUUUCUGCGUCGAUCACGGACAACAAGGAUGUAUUGAGUCGAAUGCACCACAGUGUAAAUCUGCUUAGUCAAAAAUUGGCGAAGGGUGAAGUCAUCUACGGUGUCAACACAGGAUUCGGAGGAAGCGCAGAUACACGAACCCAGGACUAUGCGACACUACAAAAGGCGUUGAUUCAGCAUCACAAUGCAGCCGUACUACUCCCAAGCGAUCGCGGCCUUGGAAGUUCUGUAUCUAGCUUACAGCACUUGAGAAGUCAUUGCAUGCCAGCUCCGAUAGUUCGAGCAGCCAUGCUCACGCGUUGUAAUUCGCUCCUACGAGGCCAUUCAGCCGUUCGAGUCCAGGUUGUCGAGCAUAUCCUCACUUUACUUGCUCAUGGGCUGACCCCGGUGGUACCACUGCGCGGCAGCAUAUCGGCCUCCGGAGACCUCACUCCGCUUGCCUACAUCGCAGGUGCUUUGGAGGGCAAUCCAGAUAUCUCAAUGCAUAAUGCUACUGACGAUCAGGUUAUACCUGCCGAUGAAGCAUUGAAAGAGGCAGGACUCGUGCCAUUGGACUUCGGUCCCAAGGAGGGCCUUGGUCUCUUGAACGGCACUGCUUUUAGCUGUGGAGCAGCUAGUCUAGUCCUCUUCGAAGCGAAUCAGCUUGUUCUACUUUCCCAGGUACUCACAGCCAUGGGUACCGAAGCUUUACUUGGCACCAGAUACAACUACCAUCCAUUCAUAGCAGACGCGCGACCACAUGAUGGCCAACGGGAAGCGGCAGCCAAUAUCUUCAACAUGCUGGCCGAUUCUAAGUUGGCGAGGAGCCCCACUGAAGGAAGUGAGACCGCCAACCAUGGCGGACUGGCACAGGAUCGGUACGCCCUGCGAACAUCAACCCAAUGGAUCGGACCCCAGAUUGAGAAUAUGGCAUUAUCCUUGAGGCAGGUUGUUUGUGAACUCAAUUCCACAACGGACAACCCGCUUCUGGAUCCAGAUAUGGCCCAGAUCCAUCACGGAGGCAACUUCCAGGCAGCAUCGGUCACGUCCGCCAUGGAAAAGACCAUGGGUGCGAUGCAGAUGUUGGGCAAGAUGAUCUUCUCCCAGUGCUCCGAAAUUAUCAAUCCAACUUUGAGCCGGGGUCUUCCUCCCAACCUCAGUGUCGAUGACCCCAGUUCAUCCUUUGCGUUCAAGGGCGUGGACAUCAAUAUGGCGUCGUACAUGUCUGAGCUAGCCUAUCUGAAUCAUCCCGUCAGUAACCAUGUUCAAUCAGCGGAGAUGCACAAUCAGGGUCUCAACUCCUUAGCCUUCAUUGCUUGUCGCUAUGCUGCGGAUACGGUGGAAGUUCUGUCGCUAAUGGCCGCCACAUAUUUGUAUGUGCUUUGCCAGGCACUAGAUCUGCGGUCGCUUCACUUGGAGUUUGUGAAAGACGCACGACUCCAAGUGGACGACAUCACAGCUGAGCUUUACUCGUCAGCGUUUGGUGCUCGCUUACUGGCAGUGCAAAACAAACUUUGGGAAGAAUUAAUGCACCACUGGGUACGGGCGAGCACAAGUGAUCUCACGGAGCGAGGCCACUUAGCCGCGAGCUACUCCGUUGGAGUCCUCCUGAGCUCCUUGGCAGCAGACGGUAAUUCUGCAAAUUCUUCGAUGGCCGACGUCCAAACAGCCCAGCAUUGGCAGACUCGAGUAUGCGAUGUAUUAAACCAGAGCUAUGCGACAACGCGUGAGACCUUUCUCACAAAUCAUACAACGAAGUCAUAUCUUUGCAGUGCGUCACGAAGUUUCUACGUCUUUGUCCGGGAAGAACUUGCCGUGCCAAUGCACCGAGGAAUCGCCGACCAUCCUACUUAUGAUUCGGCGGAGCGUCGCAAAAAGGAGUGUAUUGGUACGCAAAUUAGCAAAGUGUAUACCGCUCUUCGAAAGAGUGAAUUCCAAGAUGUUCUGCUCAGUUGCUGGUAA